Messenger RNA from Elaeis guineensis (African oil palm), 1296 nucleotides. RefSeq lists its product as uncharacterized. NCBI's taxonomy places the organism in Eukaryota, Viridiplantae, Streptophyta, Magnoliopsida, Arecales, Arecaceae. The record is from RefSeq and is a predicted model, not a curated record.
CUAGGUUUUGCCAAAUUAGCCUCCCAAGCCCCCCAUCUCCCUUCUCAUUCUCUCUCCUCUCCCAGUUCCCUUUUUUUGGAAAUUUUUUUUUCUCUCUUGGAAUCUAAUGGAGACCUCUUCAAGAAAAUCGAGUGGACCGGUCCUCCCCAUCUCAAGCGCCUUCCGGCGGUCGAUCUCGCCGUCGGGGCGCUUCUCCUCCUCCUACGCCGUUUGCACCGGUGCCUCCUCCUCCGCCUUCGCCUCCUCGUCCUCCAGCUUCUCCUCCCGCUCCUCCACCUUCUUCCACCACAACCGGCCCUCCUCCCCCACUCGCGUCAACCUCGUCGGCGCCUCCCCGGCACCUGUCCCCUCCGUUCGCUUCUCCCUCGACCAGCACCGCCGCCCCACCUCCCCCGGCCGCUCCCUCGCCGUCGCCGACCACCACCUCUCCCCGCGCCCCAUCGCAUCUCCCGCCCCCCAGCGCCGGACGUGCAUGUGCUCUCCCACCAACCACCCGGGCUCCUUCCGGUGUAGCCUCCACAAGGGUCUUCACCUCCACCCCCACCACCAGAACCACGCCUCCUUCUCGCCGUCGAACCGGCUCAACGCGCGGCGGUCGGCGAUGACCAACUCGCUCGUCCGGAUCGGGACCGUGGAGGGGGAGUGGGUCAAGCGGGCCCUGACCGCUCUCAUCCGCCCCUCCUCCCACCAGCAGCGUCGGCGGGCGGCGUUCCAGCCGCGGCGGAGCCGCCUCUCCGUCAUGUCCAAGGCCGAUGAUCCAUGAUCUAAACCCCUUCUUUUAGAUCUGGAUCUCGAAGCAGCUGCGAGAAUACGUUCGUCCCCUUCCGUCGUAAUUUUCCGUCGCCGUGUCGGUUGCCGUCACCGCCGUAGGCAUGGACUCCGUCGUCGUCGAAGUCCGUAUGGUUAUUUGGUUAUUGCCUGUUUGGGAGCAGAAAUGGUUCGGUGGAAUCGGCGGUCUCGGUGGGGGGAUGUGCUUCGAAGGCAAGAAAUGGAGACCCAGUCAGAUAAGACUUUUUCUUGGCGGACAAGACACGUUUACCGGGGCAUAAAAAUACGAAAUUAAAAAUUAUAAUAUUUAAUUAAUUAAAUAAUAAAAAUUAUAAUAUUUAAUUAAUUCAAUAAUUAAAAAUUAUAAUAUUUACUUAAUUAAAUAAUUAUUAUUUGAACAAGCGGAAAAGAAGAAGAAGAUAUUUGAAAGAAGAAUAUUCUGGCGAAUCGGGACGGGCUGCGCUCCAGCUCGACCAAAACGCGGACAGCUGUACGCCAUCGGCCUCGAAACUGUUUUACCGAACCAUU